GAGCGAAAAAAGAGCAAACAAAAAAAAAAAAACAGUCCACCUUCUUCUUCCCAUAAUUCUCUCUCUCAAAACCCUCAAAAUUUUAAUCAGAGGGGAGAGAGACGAAUAUGGGAAAUUAAUCUCGACCGUCAUUAGAGAAUCAAAAGAAUUCGUGAUGUCCAUCGAAGGGAGAGAGGCGACAGAGAGGAGAAAGUGCCCUAGAGUUUGAAGAAAAGAGGGAAAUUUAAGAAAUUUUAGGUUAGAAAAGUUUUAAGGCUCUCUUGAACCGGCGAGAUUCUGUGCAGAAAAUCAUGGACUGGGUUAGUGACAGCGACGAUGAUUACAAUUGGGAUACUCAUGAGGCAGAUCUAGUUCCGGCUUCCAACAGGAGUGCUGGCCCAUCAAAUAAAGCCAGUACCAGCAAUAGUGAGGAAAAGCAUGACUCUGGUGAUAAGAAUUGGGAUAGUGAUGAAGGAGAAGUUCCUGCUCAUGAUGUGCUUUCCGGUCCACCAAAGGAGGCUUCUGAGGCAGGUCCAUCUGGUAAUAAUUGGGUAGCUCACUUCGUAGCAAUGGGGUUUCCUGAGGAGUUGGUGGUGAAAGCAAUCAAGCAAAAUAGAGAAGGAGAUACAGAUGGCGUACUCGAGACAUUACUUACGUAUGGUGCUAUUGAGAAAUCUCCUAAAAGAGAAGAAUCCCCAGAACACUGUUCUUCGGCAAGUGAUGAAGGCAUUUUGGAGGAUGAAUUCUCUGAUAUGGAAGACUUCGAAUUUGAGGAUCUCACUGAUGAUAUAUCUGAAAAGGACAAAGUAGUAUCGACUUUGGUGGAUAUGGGCUUCCUUGCGGAGCAGGCAUCUGCAGCCAUUGAUAGAUGUGGCCCAAAUGCUUCCAUUUUAGAGCUUGCGGACUCCAUUCAUGCUGCACAGAUGCAAGAAGGGCCUGGUGACGGUUGGGAUUGUCCUGCAUUUAGUUCUGAUGAUGAGAAUUGCACAUAUAAAGGAAAGAAGAGAAGUUUCCAAUUAGAGAAAAAGAAGAAGAGAUCCCUUAUGUAUGAACGUAAAAGGGUAUCCAUGAAAAGGGUGAGGCCGAACUUUGACGAUGAUGGAACUUCUCUAAUCAUACCAAAUCCGAUGAUCGGGUUCAGCCUUCCUUUUAAACCCCCACGCAUCACUCACCGGAAUCUUCCAGAGGCGGCCAUCGGUCCACCAUUUUUCUACUACGAAAACGUUGCUUUGGCUCCAAAGGGAGUUUGGGAGACUAUUUCCCGAUUCCUUUAUGACAUCGAGCCAGAGUUUGUGGAUUCCAAGUUCUUUUGCGCUGCUGCGAGGAAAAGAGGAUACAUCCACAAUCUUCCGAUAAAAAACCGAUUCCCUCUCCUACCGAUCCCUCCAAAGACUAUCCACGAAGUCUUUCCUACAACCAAGAAGUGGUGGCCAUCUUGGGACCCUAGGACUCAUCUUAACUGCCUCCAAACCUGCAUAGCUAGUGCAAAGCUCACUGAGAGAAUCCGCUCCGCUUUAACUGAAUCUGACGGGGGCCCAUCAGAGAGAAUAAAAAAAUGGAUUCUUUACGAAUGCCGCAAAUGGAAUUUGCUGUGGAUUGGGCUCAAUAAGGUCGCUCCACUAGAACCUGACGAGGUCGAGAUGCUGUUAGGGUUUCCACGGAAUCACACGAGAGGCAUUUCUAGAACUGAGAGAUAUAAGUCUUUAGGGAACUCGUUCCAGAUUGACACCGUAGCUUACCACCUUUCGGUGUUGAAAGACAUGUUUCCUAAUGGAAUUACGGUUUUAUCCUUGUUCUCAGGGAUUGGGGGAGGUGAGGUGGCUCUUCAUCGUCUAGGCAUUCGUAUAAAGGCUCUGGUUUCAGUUGAGUUGUCUGAUAGCAGCAAAAAUGUUGUGAAGAGCUGGUGGGAGCAAACUAAUCAGAUGGGCACUUUGAUCCAUAUCUCUGACGUCCAAAAGCUUGAUGGCAAUCGACUGGAGCAGUUUAUCAGAACUUAUGGCGGGUUUGAUUUGGUGAUUGGAGGCAGCCCCUGCAAUAACUUAGCGGGCAGCAAUCGGCAUCACCGAGAUGGGCUGGAGGGAGAACACUCAGCCCUGUUUUAUGAUUAUUUUAGAAUUUUAGACCAUGUGAAGUGUUUAAUGGGGAAGAAUUAGGAAAGGAAGAAGAUCUAAUUAUAGUGUUUCGAACUGACUCAGGUUUUUUUCUGGCAAAAUUGUUUAAAAUUUUGUUUUCCCCCUUUCUUUUUUCUUUUUUUGGGGGGGGGAGGAAGAUUUGCCGGGGUGGAAAAAGAAAGCAUAUUGUAUCUAAGACCUUCUAACUUGGGUACCAUAUGAUCUUACUUGAGCUAAUUGCACCUAUCCUUGUUUAGCUGCUGUUU
Asparagus officinalis (garden asparagus) is the source of this 2356-nucleotide messenger RNA. RefSeq names its product DNA (cytosine-5)-methyltransferase DRM2-like. The coding region runs from base 291 to 2132 and encodes 613 amino acids. The transcript has 10 exons. The record is from RefSeq and is a predicted model, not a curated record. Gene Ontology annotation, molecular function: DNA (cytosine-5-)-methyltransferase activity. NCBI's taxonomy places the organism in Eukaryota, Viridiplantae, Streptophyta, Magnoliopsida, Asparagales, Asparagaceae. Gene Ontology annotation, cellular component: nucleus.